AUGAAGAAAUGUCAGGUUUAUAUCGCAGCAUCGAGUCCAUCUGUUUUAACUGUCUCUACAGUACAUUCCGCGGCUGUUCCGAGACUGCUUGGUUCUAUAUCUGAUGUUACCGACACGACUCCUCCGUCUUCACUUAAGAUUCUUAUCUUGAGCUACAUGAGAAGUGGAUCCACUUUGUGUGGAGACAUUUUACAGGCACACCCAGAUGUGUUUUAUGUCUACGAACCUCUACUAUAUUUAUGGGAUUACUACGUGCCACAUAAACAUCUCCAAGGGGCCAGUGUCAGGCAAAGAACAAAACACUUCUGGCGUCAGAGCAAACCCUACCUGCCAGAACCACUCGACUUUCUGGACUACAUGUUUGGAUGUAACAUGACUACGUACAACGUGGAGUUCCUCACAAAUGUCUGGCACAGCUGGGACUUCAGUGCCGUGGAUUGUUUUAACAGAUGGGAACACGGGAACGUUCUGGUGAACUUGACUCAGGAUUGUGUUGACAGACUUCAUCAAAGAUGCCUGAACAAGACGAUCGUGCAGAAAGUUGUACGUCUCUCAAUGGCUGAAGCAGACGUCUACCUACAACGAGAUCCAGACGUGCGGAUCAUCCACCUGAUCCGUGACCCGAGGGGCAUCUUGCUGUCUAGGAUGCGUUUCAACCAGAAAACUAGUGGAGAAAUGCACAAGAAUUAUACAAAUAUCUGCCGACGGAUGUGGGAGGACAUCAGAGUCUCGCGAGAAAUCGCCGAGAAACACUGGGGUAGAAUACUGACCAUCCGAUAUGAAGAUCUGGCCCAGCAUCCAUUUUCUCUGACCACGAUCUUGUAUCGGUUUGUUGGACUGGAUGUUCUUCCAGGUGUGAAGAGUUACGUUCGCUCAAUAACUAGUUCAGAGCGAUUCAGGAGCAACGGAAAAGUCAUGGCAAAAAAGACAGCGCGGAAAUACCCUUUCAAAACUGCAUAUCGUUGGAGACACGAACUUCCGUUUCCACUGGCCAGAGAGGUGGACCAGACGUGCAGGAAGGUCUUGAAUGCUAUGGGAUACAUCUCUUACCCCACUGAACAGCAACUCCGAAACGUAAACAUUCCAGCUAAAUUGAACUCUUACGGCAAAGGCCUAAUGACAGCUCAAAUGGUUUAA
Candidula unifasciata is the source of this 1137-nucleotide messenger RNA. The record is from the annotation of a GenBank genome assembly. NCBI's taxonomy places the organism in Eukaryota, Metazoa, Mollusca, Gastropoda, Stylommatophora, Geomitridae.